AUGAUUUCGCAGCAGCAUUUCACUGACGAACCCGUGCAGACUCACUAUCGUAUUGAAGCUACCUUGGCGCCUGCAGAAUUGCAAGCAUUUCAACAGUUUAAAGAUAAAUGCUGUGACUCUGGUUUUCUCGAUCAUUCGAAUACGGCUAGUAGAGACAAUCAUGUCGGCACUAGCGACAAUGUCACCAUAUUGAGGUUCUUGCGUGCGCGCAAGUUCGAUGUAGAUAGUGCAUUUGCUCAGUUCGCGCACGCACGUGAGUUACACCGAUUGAACGGUAUCAUCGAAGGGUACGACCACAUCGAUGUCCAGGAGUACGAAGAAGCAAAAAAGCUUUACCCGCAUUGGACUGGAAGAAGAGACAGAAGAGGACUUCCGAUCUGCUUUUUUGACAUCUCAUACCUUGACGCCCAGAGGAUGAAGAGCUACACGGGGUCUGCGAAUGAAGUGAUUCGCGCACUUACCGUUCAUGAUGGGUUGACGCGAUUUGUACUACCGCUCUGCUCGAUGGCGGCUGCUUGUACAGGCACCACUACUCCUGUCUCUUCGUGCUUAUACAUCGUAGACAUCUCGACAUUUGGAUUGAAGCAAGCUUGGAGCCUGAGGAAGUACACCCAGGAUAUCAGCAAACUGCUUGCGACAAGCUACCCUGAGGUGAUUGAUCGAGUUUGGGUCAUUGGCGCGCCAUCUUACUUCGCAAACGUAUGGGGCUGGAUUAAAGGGUGGAUCGACCCCGUCACUGCGGCAAAGAUCAUCUUCGUUUCGUCCUCCGAAGCUCUAGCUAAGAUGACGGAGUUCAUUGACCAUGACAACAUUCCGUUACGCUAUGGUGGAAAAUUUGAUUAUUCCCAUGGCGCGUUGCCCGUGCUCGACGAUGCGCUUAUCGCUGCACUGACGUGGCCCGAAAAUGGAGCUAAGCGACUGCCUGCGGGACCAUUCAAAUGGGCACAAGACUGGGAACGAGAUCGGGCUCUCAUGGCUGUAGGAACCGAACACGGGAAAGAGCGGAGGCAGCAGGUCGCUGUCAUGAAGCCAAAAUGA
Messenger RNA from Alternaria atra, 1038 nucleotides. RefSeq lists its product as uncharacterized. The coding region runs from base 1 to 1038 and encodes 345 amino acids. NCBI's taxonomy places the organism in Eukaryota, Fungi, Ascomycota, Dothideomycetes, Pleosporales, Pleosporaceae. The record is from RefSeq and is a predicted model, not a curated record. The transcript is spliced from 4 exons.